UUUUGGUCUGAGAAAAGAAGCGAGUUGAAUGAUUUUUCCUUCAAACUCCAUAAAUAAAACCAGAGCCCAAUCUCAAAAAAAAUCUCCAUCUCCAUCGCCAUUCUCCAUUUCCUUCCUUAACCUCUCCACCGCCGUCCAUGGCUCCAGCCCCUUCCGCCGGCGCUGCGGCGGCCACCAUCUUCCUCUGCUUCCUCCUCACCUCCGGCUCCGCCCUCGUCGCGGCGGAGCGCCACCAUUUCUCCACUGUCCUGUCCCCGGCAAAUCUCGGCCUCCGGCGCCGGGAGAAGCUCAGCCACCUCCACUUCUACUUCCACGACAUCCUCGCCGGCCGGAACCCCACGGCGGUGCGGGUGGUGGAGCCGCCGCCGUCGAACGCCUCGCGGACUCUGUUCGGCGCGGUGGUGAUGACGGACGAUCCGCUGACGGAGCGGCCGGAAAUCGGGUCGAAAUUGCUCGGAAGAGCUCAGGGAAUGUACGCCUCCGCCUCGCAAACCGAAUUUGGGUUUCUGAUGGUUAUGAAUUUCGCGUUCGUGGAAGGGAAGUACAAUGGGAGUUAUCUGAGCAUUUUGGGGCGGAAUACGGUGAUGUCCGCCGUGAGGGAGAUGCCGGUAGUCGGCGGCGGCGGGUUGUUCCGAUUCGCACGUGGGUACGCUCAGGCAAGGACUCACACGGUGGAUUUCGCCACCGGCGACGCCGUCGUGGAGUAUAACGUCUAUGUCUUCCAUUAUUGAAGAAGAAUUUCUUGUCGUCUUUUUUCUUAGGGUUCCGUCUCUUCUCUGCUCUGGCUUUGAAGAAAAUUUGAGAGUUUAAAAUAAUAAAUAAUAUAUUUAUCAA
Molecule: messenger RNA, 834 nt
Organism: Momordica charantia (bitter melon)
Lineage: Eukaryota; Viridiplantae; Streptophyta; Magnoliopsida; Cucurbitales; Cucurbitaceae
Product: dirigent protein 22
Source: RefSeq, a predicted model, not a curated record